Brassica oleracea var. oleracea is the source of this 1506-nucleotide messenger RNA. RefSeq lists its product as uncharacterized. The coding region runs from base 417 to 1304 and encodes 295 amino acids. The transcript is spliced from 11 exons. Lineage: Eukaryota; Viridiplantae; Streptophyta; Magnoliopsida; Brassicales; Brassicaceae. The record is from RefSeq and is a predicted model, not a curated record.
UGGUCCAAGAAGAACCAAAGCCUAUCCACUUCUCAAUCGCUUCUCCUUAUUACCAACGAGAACCUUCACUCACAUAAAUCUCUGUCGGUUCCUCUUUUUUUAUUGUUAUUAUUUUAAUUCAGAUAAGGGAAAAUCCACAUUUUUAUUUCCAUGAAAGUUUUUAUUUUUUCUUAAAUAACUCGGCUCAACUACACACCGAAACCUUCGCUCCAUCUGAAUCUUCAUCAAGAUUUCAUUCUGCCGAAGGCUUUGGAACGCGAUUGUUGAUGCUUUGAUGUCACUUUUGGAUCUUUGCUAAUUAGUUAAGAACUCUUUGAUAUGUGCAAGUUCCAUUUACACUCAGGUUUUGUCAUAACUUGUCUCCUAAGGUAUGUUUUUUUUUCUCUCUCUUUUGUGGCGUAGAUUGCAUCACUUUCAUGGAGGUUGAAGAAAGGAAUGUUUCUUCUGGUUAUGCUAAACCUCCAUGGAUAUUCAAAGGAAGUGCGUUGUACCAGAUUCAUCUUGUGAAGGCUUCCACUGCUCGAGCAUUCAUCCCCAAGGAGUUUCGACUUGUUGAAGCUUUUGGGUAUAAACAAGCUUCUACAGGGUACACUCUUGGAGGGUUUUUCCUGGCUAGCUACGAUGAUAGUCCCGCUGGUGUCUUCGAUGAGCUUGUCAUGAUUGCAGGGAUUGUAUGGAACCCUCCUACAUCAUGCGCAUGGGCGGCGAGGGUGCUUGUGAACAGCAACGAGGCUUGUCAUCACGGACGCAAGGAAGUAGGACUCCCAAGCCAAGUUGCAAGAUUUUCUAAAAAAAUCACUGCAGUUCCAAAGAGAAAAAGGGAAAGAGCUUUUGGUUUCUUAGACACAUUUGGGUUGGGAACUACUCUGUCUCACCCUGAGGAUUUGAUGGAGGUUAAAGUUAGUGAAGUUGAUAGUGCUGCUUCUGCAAAUAUCUGCAACAUCCAAAUUAGAUCAAACGAAUCAGAGACCAAACUAGGAAAAUGGAUGGGACCAGCAAUCAAAAUGUCGCUUCCGAGUUUUAGUGGCAAUACAAAGUUCAACCCAAACCUGCUCAAAUACUCUUGCCACAUCCACUGCAGGUUAUGCUUCUGCUACUACUUAAGGGUGAGGCCUGUGAGUCCUGCGGUAGUAUCAAAGCCUUUGGAAGAUGAGGCAGAUAAGAAUCACACAUCACAAGAGUCGCUUGAAAAUGAAAGGCGGUUAAGUGUAGCAGUGAUGCUAUCAAAACCAAUCAUAGCUCUUCAGUUUAAAGACUUAACAAUGCAAGUAGAAGCUCCAGUUGUAGUUCACCCUUCAGUGUAAACACACAACCACUCAAAUUUGAAGAACAUACACUUCCUACAAGGUUUCACAUCUUUACAAAAAAAUACAAAUCUUUCCACUCUGAUACAAUAUUUGGGGGAGUUCUGAUUUCUUUUAUAGUAACACAAGACCAAUAAUGGUCCAAAAGCUUUGUCUCUCUAUCAAGAAUAUAUUCAAAUUCAGUUUAGAGACAUUAAAUCAA